Messenger RNA from Musca vetustissima, 5490 nucleotides. Its product is annotated as inositol hexakisphosphate and diphosphoinositol-pentakisphosphate kinase. The coding region runs from base 5 to 5461 and encodes 1818 amino acids. The transcript has 19 exons. Gene Ontology annotation, molecular function: inositol hexakisphosphate kinase activity; diphosphoinositol pentakisphosphate kinase activity; 5-diphosphoinositol pentakisphosphate 1-kinase activity. Gene Ontology annotation, biological process: inositol metabolic process; inositol phosphate biosynthetic process. NCBI's taxonomy places the organism in Eukaryota, Metazoa, Arthropoda, Insecta, Diptera, Muscidae. The record is from RefSeq and is a predicted model, not a curated record. Gene Ontology annotation, cellular component: cytosol.
CACAAUGGGUAAUAGUUUUGAAAAAAUCGUUUGUGCUGCUGGUGGUAGCGGCAAUUGCAAUGAGCCGACAAACAAUUGGUCCCCUUAUCGUCGCAGUUCACAUUUUAGACGUAACAAUGCCCAUAGCUAUUGUCGUCAAAAUCAUAUGCAAUGUCAGAUCUGCAAACGUCAACAACAGCAGCAACAACAUUUCAAUCAUAACCAGCAACAGCAGCAACUACAACAACAACAGUCGUGUCAAGAGUGCAUGAAUUGCAGUUCAUGUGCUGAGGGUUUAACAACAGCAACAUUGUUACAUGUCAGUUCGACACCUAAUCUAGGGGAAUCGGCAUCCUCUACUACACCCACCAUGGAUUUACGUUGUUCUUCAUUUUCUUAUGGGGGCGACACCGAUUUCUGUGAAAGUAAUGACGGCAUGGAUUCCGAUGCCAGUACAUCCUCGAAUACCGGUAAACAAGUGGUUGUGGGCAUAUGCGCCAUGGCCAAAAAGACCCAAUCGAAACCAAUGAAAGAGAUUUUGACACGUUUACAAGAAUUUGAAUUCAUUAAAAUGGUCAUAUUCGAAGAGGAUGUUAUUUUGAAGGAACCUGUCGAAAAUUGGCCCAUCUGUGAUUGCCUAGUUUCAUUUCAUUCUAAAGGUUUUCCCCUGGAGAAGGCCAUACAGUACGCUCAAUUGCGUAAACCAUAUGUUCUAAAUAAUCUUCAUAUGCAGUAUGAUAUACAAGAUCGUCGCCGGGUCUAUGCUAUAUUGGAAAAGGAAGGAAUUGAAAUACCACGUUAUGCGGUAUUAGAUCGUGAUUCGCCAGAUCCAAAACAACAUGAACUAAUCGAAUCCGAGGAUCAUGUUGAAGUUAAUGGUAUUAUAUUCAAUAAACCAUUUGUUGAGAAGCCCGUUUCGGCGGAGGAUCAUAACAUUUACAUUUAUUAUCCAACAUCUGCCGGUGGCGGUAGUCAACGUUUAUUCCGCAAGAUCGGUAGCCGUAGCAGUGUUUAUUCUCCAGAGUCGCGUGUUCGCAAAACUGGUUCAUUUAUUUACGAAGAUUUUAUGCCUACCGAUGGUACGGAUGUUAAGGUCUACACAGUGGGUCCCGACUAUGCCCAUGCUGAGGCACGUAAAAGUCCAGCGUUGGACGGUAAAGUGGAACGUGACAGCGAAGGCAAGGAGAUUCGCUAUCCCGUCAUACUGAAUCAUGCGGAGAAGCUAAUAUCACGUAAAGUUUGCUUAGCUUUUAAACAGACCGUUUGUGGAUUUGAUUUGUUGAGAGCAAAUGGCAAAUCAUUUGUCUGCGACGUCAAUGGAUUUAGUUUUGUGAAAAAUUCCAAUAAAUAUUAUGACGAUUGUGCAAAAAUAUUGGGCAAUAUGAUAUUGAGAGAACUAACACCGACCCUGCAUAUACCAUGGUCGGUGCCAUUUCAGUUAGAUGAUCCACCCAUUGUACCGACAACAUUUGGUAAAAUGAUGGAACUACGCUGUGUUGUGGCUGUCAUUCGGCAUGGUGAUCGUACGCCUAAACAAAAAAUGAAAGUUGAAGUGCGGCAUCCCAAAUUCUUUGAAAUUUUUGAAAAAUAUGAUGGCUUUAAAAAUGGUCACGUGAAAUUGAAACGUCCUAAGCAGUUGCAGGAAAUUUUAGAUAUUGCCCGAUUUCUAUUGGCCGAAAUUGAGACAAAAGAUAAUCCCGAAAUUGAGGAGAAGAAAAGUAAAUUGGAACAAUUGAAAAGUGUUUUGGAAAUGUAUGGCCAUUUUUCUGGCAUUAAUCGCAAAGUACAAAUGAAAUAUCAACCAAAAGGCCGACCAAGAGGUUCCAGUUCUGAUGACGGUAAUAAUGUUAAAAAUUUAGACGCACCAUCGGAGCCAUCUUUGGUCCUUAUCUUAAAAUGGGGUGGUGAAUUAACCCCAGCUGGUCGUAUACAAGCCGAAGAACUGGGUCGUAUAUUUAGAUGUAUGUAUCCUGGUGGGCAAGGACGGCAAGAUUAUUCUGGCACUCAAGGCUUGGGGUUGUUAAGAUUACAUUCAACCUUUCGCCAUGAUUUAAAAAUAUAUGCUUCCGAUGAGGGUAGAGUUCAAAUGACAGCAGCGGCCUUUGCCAAAGGUCUAUUGGCACUGGAGGGUGAACUAACCCCAAUUCUAGUACAAAUGGUUAAGAGUGCUAAUACAAAUGGUUUACUGGAUAAUGAUUGUGAUUCUAGCAAAUAUCAAAAUAUGGCCAAAAAUCGCCUACACGAACUCAUGCAGGUUGAUCGUGAAUUCACAGCAGAAGAUCGUGCCGCCAUCAAUCCGAACAACAGCAUCUCAAUCAAUCAAGCUUUAGAUUUCGUCAAAAAUCCUGUAGAAUGUUGCAAUCAUGUCCAUAGCUUGAUAAAAGAACUUUUGAUUAUUAUUAGUGUUAAAAAAGAUGAUCCCAAGACCAAAGAUGCCAUAUUGUAUCAUGGUGAAACAUGGGAUUUAAUGCGUUGUCGUUGGGAAAAAAUCGAAAAAGAUUUCAGUACUAAAUCCAAACUAUAUGAUAUCUCAAAGAUUCCCGAUAUUUAUGAUUGUAUAAAAUAUGAUUUGCAGCACAAUCAACAUACUCUACAAUAUGAUCAAGCUGAGGAAUUGUAUAUCUACGCCAAAUAUUUGGCCGAUAUCGUUAUACCCCAAGAAUAUGGGUUGACAAUGCAAGAGAAGUUAACCAUAGGUCAGGGUAUUUGCACACCACUUUUGAAAAAAAUCAAAUCAGAUUUACAACGUAACAUUGAAGAGGUCGAAGAUGAAUCUGUGAAUCGUUUAAAUCCACAAUAUAGUCAUGGUGUUGCCAGUCCUGGCCGACAUGUUCGUACCCGAUUAUAUUUCACCAGUGAAAGUCAUGUCCAUUCUUUGCUGACGGUAUUACGUUACGGCGGAUUGUUGAAUGUAUUAACCGAUGAACAAUGGCGUCGUGCCAUGGAUUAUAUUUCCAUGGUAUCGGAAUUGAAUUAUAUGUCACAAAUUGUCAUUAUGCUGUAUGAGGAUCCAACAAAAGAUCCCACUUCCGAAGAGAGAUUCCAUGUUGAGUUACACUUUAGUCCGGGCGUAAAUUGUUGUGUACAAAAGAACUUACCACCUGGACCAGGAUUUAGACCACAUUCGCGUAAUGAUUCGGGUACAUUAAAAACAUCGACUCAUGAAGAGUGUUCAAAUAAUCCAUCACGCAUUGAUGAGGAAAAUGAUACAGAUGAAAGUCCAGUCAAAACUCAUUUGAUUUCUCCCGAUGGUUUUGAUUGUGAAAUACGACAUUCCAAGUCGAAACCCAUACCAAUUGGUUCACACCACACUGUGGCUGGACAUGAGGCUAUGGAUUUGGCAAAACGUUUAAAUAAGGAACUGGCUUCUCAGCAUCAACAACAACAGUCGAACAAACAAACUGGUUCAUUGGAAGCAAAUCGUCCCAUCAGCCCAGAUGGUGAACCACGUUCACGUAGUUUCGAGCAGAGAUCACAAAAAUCAAAAGAUAAUACUGUCACUUCGACAUCGUCGUCGUCAUCGGUCUCGUCCCGACGCCAAAGACACAGUAUUGCCGGCCAGAUGUCUUAUAUGAAAAUGUUGGGAUUCGGUGGUUUUAGUAAAAAGAUGACCACAAGCGCCAAUAGUCUAUUCAGUACGGCCGUGAUCAGUGGCAGUUCAUCGGCACCAAAUUUAAGAGAUAUGAUACCAGUAUCAUCAUCGGUUCUGGAUGGGUUUGGUGGUGUACCACCGAUACGGCCCCUAGAAACAUUGCACAAUGCUUUGUCGCUCAAACAAUUGGAUCAGUUUUUGGAAAAAAUGACUUCGGCACCGCUAUUCAAAACUCCAACAUGCACACCCCCGAAAAAUCCCUCAACACCACUAUCAAUGAUGACAACAAUAACCGAUGAGGAUAUCUGUUCGGGAACGGCCAGUACACCGACCAAUAACAUUUGUCGUUGCAACGACAAUAGUAUUCUGAAUGAAAAGAAUCCGGAACGUUGUGGUUUGUGCGGCUAUCCGAUUCGGACAUCAGCACCAGAUGCUGAGUCGACCCCGGUAGCAGCUGUGGUGGAUCAACAGCGUUUGCAAACAUCAAACACGGCCUCAGUAGCUGGUGGGUCAAGUUUAUGGAGUAAACAAUCCAGUAUUGCAAGUAGCAUUACGGAACCAUCAUCACCGGCUAUAUCGGAUACAUAUUCCCAGGAAACACCCAGCUGUGAGAUGUCGAUUAGUUUGACCAGUAAUGAGGGUGGGAAUUAUAGUCUGCCUGCAUCAUCGGCUACGGCAGCGAAAUUGGCACGAUUCUUUCCUCGAUUGGAUGGUGAUUUGAAUACGGUUAGCGUUUACACACCAAUGAAUUUGGAUAGCUUGGAUAGCAAUGAUACGGAAUUUAAUAUGGGUACCAUUGGUGGUGGUGGUGGAGGUGGUCCGGGAGGUGGAAAAAGUGCCUGUUUAACACCGGUUAGCUUUAAUAUGGAUUUAAGUAUUGUCGCGAAUAAAGGAUCGUUGACAUUGUCCGUGGAUGGCUUUGAUGAUGAAGAUGCCACACCUUCGGCUGCUACCACACCAUCAUUACCCCACGACGAGGCUCCUCAAUUGGAAAUGUGUUAUUGUUGUGAAGGUCAUGCGGAAUCUGAUCAACCACCCGAUGAUGAUGCCGAACAAUCAACCGAACUCUUUAGCAGUAUGCGCAAUAAACGUUUAGAUGAAAAUGAACCCAAAGUACCUUGCUGUUGCAGCGUCGAUGAUGAAGCCCCCUUAAGUGCAGGACCCCAAACAUGUGGUGAUCCUGUACCACCCCUGCUAAGUAUACGCAAAGCAUCCGAUACUAUUUCACCAAAAAUCCAAAAACAAAUAAGUCUUUUUGAAAGUGGCGAUAUCGAUCGCCAAAAGGACUAUGCUGCCUUGCAUGCCUCCAUCAAUAUACCCCAACCGAACAGUUUGCAAUUGAAACAAGAUGCCCGUUUGAGGAAAUUCGAAAAUCUAACACAAUCCACAUCUAAUUCCAAUUUUCCCUUCGAAAGCAAUACCCUGAAGAGAGUGCCAAAUAAUGUGGAGGAUUUUGUUGAUGUCAAUCUAACGCAGUCAUGUAUAAAUUUGAAAACCUCACCACCACCAUCGUCCGGUGGUGGUUCACCACAACAUAAAGCCUCACAAUCGGCAAUAUUUCGCCCCAUAACAAUGCCUACAGAAAUGGGUUCAGCCAGUGGCCCAGCCAGUCCUCGCCCGGGCGCCUUAAUUGUCAAAGAAAAAUUUAUUGAGCCACCCAAACGUAUAACACGCAGUUUCCAUGGCAAAACCCAAUCAAUGGACGCCGAUUUUUUAUUCAAUGAAUUUCUAUUGGUUCCCGCUCAGGCCCCAACACAACAACAUUCCUCAAGCAGUGAGGCGGGUAGUUCGUCAACUUCACCGUCCACAAAUCGUCCAAAUAAACGUUUCACCACCACAAAGGUAAUGGAUGAAGUUUUACAGCAACAACAAGAUGUAGAUAAAGUUUAGAAAUAUACAAGAAAAAAACAUAUACCGGA